AUGACUACUGAAGAGUUCUACGCUAACUUGUUUACUUCUGUGUUUUUGGUUUUGGCCGGUGGUGUUUUUGCCGGCUUGACUUUGGGGCUUAUGGGCCAGGACGAGGUUUACCUUAAGGUGAUCGCUACUUCUGGUGAUCCACUGGAAAGAAAGCACGCCAGGAAGGUGUUGCGUUUGAUUGGCAGGGGCAAGCACUGGGUGCUUGUCACGUUGUUGCUUCUGAACGUUAUCACCAACGAAACGUUGCCAAUUGUGUUGGAUAGGUGCUUGGGCGGUGGCUGGCCAGCCGUGGUCACGUCCACUGCCUCCAUUGUGAUUUUCGGUGAAAUCAUUCCUCAAUCCAUCUGUGUCAGGUACGGUCUUCAAGUUGGUGCUGUUUUUGCUCCAUUUGUGCUUGUUUUGAUGUAUGUCAUGUACCCUGUUGCAUACCCAUGUUCGUUGCUCUUGGACCAUAUUCUCGGUGAGGACCACGGCACCGUAUAUAAAAAGUCGGGCCUCAAGACUUUGGUCACUCUUCAUAAGACCAUGGGCGUGGAGCGUUUGAACCAGGACGAAGUCACCAUUAUUAGUGCUGUCUUGGACUUGAAGGAAAAGACUGUGGCUGACAUUAUGACGCCGAUGGAUUGCGUUUAUACCAUGUCUUCGGAUUCGAUUUUGGACGAGGCGACUGUGGAGGAGAUCUUCAACGCUGGUUUCUCUCGUAUUCCCAUCCAUCUCCCGAAUGAACCUUCUAAUUUCAUUGGUAUGCUUCUUGUUCGUGUGUUGAUCAGCUAUGACCCUGAAGAUGCCUUGCCUGUGGCGCUGUUCCCGCUAGCUACUUUACCGGAAACCGCCUCCGACACCUCUUGUUUGAACAUUUUGAACUAUUUCCAAGAAGGUAAAUCGCAUAUGAUUGUUGUAAGUGAAACUCCCGGCGAACCAACCGGUGCCUUGGGUGUGCUCACUUUGGAAGAUGUUAUUGAAGAAUUGAUCGGUGAAGAAAUCGUCGACGAAUCCGAUGUGUACAUUGACAUCAACAAGAACAUCAAAAGAACCAACCCCGGUCCUUUGUCGCGUCGCCAUUUGACGUCUUACUUGCACAACUUGUAUCAGACUAACGACAGUAAUAAGCGUAACUCUGUCGGCUCUGGUCCUGGUCAAAAUACCAUCAUCAAGGCCAACCCUAUCACCACAUCUCCUAAUGUGAUUCGUGCUAGCGCUGAGGGCCGUGCUUUGCAAUCGCCCAUGCUUGCACCUAUGAACCGUGCUCUGAACCCAUUGGAAACUUCGAAAUCGUAUGUUACUAUUAAGAGACCUCUUCAGCAAAGUGAGGUGCCUGGAUCCCAGCCAACUUCUGUUGGAAAGGGUUCUGUUCCUGGCCCUAACCGGUCUCAUCCUGGAGCUAAGGGUGGCUAUGAACCAAUCUUUACCAGUGAAGAAGCCGCUUUGCAGGAAGCACGCCAAAGAUUAAGCAACGACAACGCAGCCUUUAAGGACGAUAAAAAGGACGAUAAGACUGACGACCACGACGACGACCGCGGAAGCCACGGUGAAAACCACUACCACAACAGCAACGGACACACUACUGCCAAUAGCACUUCCAACACCAGCCUACCGAACCACGAAGGAAAAUCGAGUAGAGGAAACGAGGUUGAAACGGAUAUUUCUGACAUUGCGGGUGAAAGAGACAGAGCCAAGGAUGCCAAGAACGACAAGAAGACUGAAGGUGUUUCCAAGAAGUCGUCUCGCUCAUUCUCCAGAAAGACAUCUAGAACCGGCUCCUUCUCUGGAUCUGUCUCGAGAAGCAGCUCGCGUAGAGGCUCCAACUCCAAUUCUGGCGGCAAUUCUGACGAAGACGGCGUGGGUCACUCAGACCCGAUCCUGAUGGAGUUCCUGGAAUCAAGAUCGUACCGAACCGGCGGCAUUGUCGAAUCUGUGGUGAACGUGCAAGGAGUCCACAAGACCAUUAUAGAAGACAUCAGCGACAGCGAGGAGGAGUCGAGCCCGGACCAUGGCAGCAUGAGCAGUCAGCGCAAGAAGAGAUACAGCAGCAGCGACGAGGAGAGCCAGAGAUUGAUUAAUUUCUAG
Candidozyma haemuli is the source of this 2067-nucleotide messenger RNA. RefSeq lists its product as uncharacterized. The record is from RefSeq and is a predicted model, not a curated record. Gene Ontology annotation, cellular component: intracellular membrane-bounded organelle. The transcript has a single exon. Gene Ontology annotation, biological process: magnesium ion homeostasis. Bases 1 to 2067 code for a protein of 688 amino acids. NCBI's taxonomy places the organism in Eukaryota, Fungi, Ascomycota, Pichiomycetes, Serinales, Metschnikowiaceae.